AUGACCAGUAAUAUUUCCCAGCCUGCGCUGGUGCAACUUUGCUACGAGAACGUGAACGGAUCUUGCAUUAAAUCUCCAUACUCACCUGGAUCCCGAGUCAUUCUCUACACAGCUUUUGGCUCAGCAUCUGUACUGGCGAUAUUUGGAAACCUUAUGGUGAUGAUUUCUGUCCUGCAUUUCAGGCAACUGCACUCUCCAACCAAUUUUUUGAUUGCUUCUCUGGCCUGCGCCGACUUCCUAGUGGGUGUGACUGUGAUGCCCUUCAGCUUGGUCAGAUCUGUGGAGAGCUGCUGGUACUUUGGUUCUCAGUUUUGUACCCUUCACAGCUGCUGUGAUGUGGCAUUUUGUUACUCUUCUCUCUUGCAUUUGUGUUUCAUCUCCAUCGACAGAUACAUUGCUAUUACUGACCCCUUAGCCUACCCUACUAAGUUCACGAUGUCAGUGGCAGGGAUAUGCCUCAGCAUCUCCUGGAUCCUACCUAUUGUGUACAGCGGAGCUGUGUUCUCCACAGGCAUCAGUGAUGACGGCGUGGAGGAAUUUGUAAGUGCCCUCACCUGCAUAGGUGGUUGCCAGAUUGUAGUAAACCAGGACUGGGUGUUGAUAAAUUUUCUUUUAAUCUACACACCUACUCUUGUUAUGAUCAUUCUUUAUAGUAAGAUAUUUCUUGUAGCCAAGGUACAGGCUAAAAAGAUUGAGAGUACUAGUGGUAAACCAGAAUCAUCAUCAGAGAGUUACAAAGCCAGAGUGGCCCGGAGAGAGAGAAAAGCUGCUAAGACUCUGGGAAUUACAGUGAUUGCAUUUAUAAUUUCAUGGUCUCCAUACACAAUUGAUACAUUAAUUGAUGCUUAUAUGGGCUUCAUCACCCCUGCCUACAUUUAUGAGAUAUUCUGCUGGGCAGCUUAUUAUAACUCAGCCAUGAAUCCUUUGAUUUAUGCUUUAUUUUAUCCUUGGUUUAGGAAAGCUAUCAAACUUAUUUUAAGUGGGGAUGUAUUAAAAAGGAGUUCAUCUACCAUUGUUUUGUCUUCAGAGUAA
This is a messenger RNA of Elephantulus edwardii (Cape elephant shrew), 1032 nucleotides long. RefSeq names its product trace amine-associated receptor 8-like. The coding region runs from base 1 to 1032 and encodes 343 amino acids. The transcript has a single exon. Gene Ontology annotation, molecular function: trace-amine receptor activity. The record is from RefSeq and is a predicted model, not a curated record. Gene Ontology annotation, cellular component: membrane. Gene Ontology annotation, biological process: G protein-coupled receptor signaling pathway. NCBI's taxonomy places the organism in Eukaryota, Metazoa, Chordata, Mammalia, Macroscelidea, Macroscelididae.